Molecule: messenger RNA, 964 nt
Organism: Conger conger (European conger)
Lineage: Eukaryota; Metazoa; Chordata; Actinopteri; Anguilliformes; Congridae
Gene: ndufs6
Product: NADH:ubiquinone oxidoreductase subunit S6
Exons: 4
Coding region: 506-895 (129 amino acids)
Biological process (GO): mitochondrial electron transport, NADH to ubiquinone
Source: RefSeq, a predicted model, not a curated record
CAUUCGCGGCGCUAGCUGCAUUCGUGGUUUUGCGUCAAAAGCCAUAGUAUUUGGUAUUACAAACCUUCAGGACACAAAGUUGCAAACAACCAACCGUUUACCUUUUUACGAAAGUACUAGAAAUGUAACCGCGUAGCGAAGUGUUUUCUCCUGGAACAUGCGUGACUUUGAAACUCUCCAGAAUAUCUAGCUAGCUACGUAAGAAUUCCGCAGGGUCCUCGUGCUGAUACAAUAUCCUCCCUGGAUAUUGUACCUAGUUUCGUACCCUGCCAGUCUUCAGAGAAGCACACACUAGGUUAAUAGUCAGCGAACUAAGCAUAUGUAAAGUUAGUAACAUCGGUCUUUUGAUUAACCUUGCAACCUUGCUAUCUAUAACGUUAAAUUAAUUUAUUUAUUUACUUUUGUGAAAUUGGAGCACUAGGACCCAGAAGGCAUUUUUUUUGUUGCAUGCAGGGGUCGUUGCAACUCGCAAGGCAUACUGGGUAGGGUGGACAGUUCGGAAAAUAUGGCGACUUCCACUCUGAAGCUGUUGUCCUUUGGAAAAAAUGCUAAGGUUCUGCUGGCACCGCUGAGGGUGUCAGCGGUCCCUGCAUAUAGGUAUGGUGCUCUAGUUUCUACUUCGGGUGAGAAAAUUACUCACACGGGGCAGGUCUAUGAUGAACAAGAUGUGAGAAAAGCCAGAUUCGUAAACCGAGUGAAAGAGGUGAAUGAGAACUUUGCCAUUAAGCUCGUGGCAGAAGAGCCUGUGACCGAUGUGGAGGCGAGGGUGGUAUCGUGUGAUGGAGGUGGAGGAGCUCUUGGACACCCCAAAGUCUACAUCAACCUGGAUAAAGAGACACAAGCAGGCACAUGCGGUUACUGUGGGCUACGGUUCCAGCAGAAGCAUCACCACUGAAGCAUAGCUCAUCUUCUCCCUGUCUGUAAUCACUUUUUCUGGCUAAUAAAUUAUUUUUCUUCUCUUCAA